CCUCGAACUGUCCAACUGAUUGAAGGUGCGGGGCCACUUGUGCGCCACUGCCGUUGCCUUCUAUCCGGCGCCAUCUCCACCGUCCACUGCCCCAUCCGCAGUUCCACACCACACUACGCCGCCGCAGCCAGGCAGACAGAGGCAGCCCCCUCAUGGCUGCCCACGCCGUCACCCCGCUCACCAUCUGCUGCCUCCGCCGCGGCGUUCCCCUCAACCACAGCCGCCGCCUCCUCGCCGUAGCCGCCGCAGCGCCAGAAUCGCCCGCGCCUACCCCCGCGCCAUCCCAGUUGCCGCUUCCCCCGGUUCCUCCUCGCAAGGGCUACUUCCCGAAGCGUGGCGAGACAGUCGAGCUCACCUGCGAGGCGCUCGCCUUUAAGGGCAAGGGCGUCUGCAAGGUCGCGGGCUCCACGUUCGUCCUGCUCUGCGAUGGUGCGCUCCCUGGCGAGCGCCUCAUCGCCCGCGUCCGCCGCCUCCGCCGUGGCGCCUUUGCCGAGGCCGCCAAGCUCAGGACCCUCGAGCCACACCACGACGCCAUCGAGGCGCCCUGCCCCCUCGCCGCUGACUGCGGCGGCUGCAAGACCCAGUCUCUCGCGUACGCCGCGCAGAUCCGCCACAAGCAUCACCAGGUUCGCGACUUGCUCGUGAACUUUGGCAAGUUUGAUCCCAAGCGCCUGGAGAGCUCGGAGCCGGAUGAUAUCCUCAAACCCACCGUGCAGUGUGACGAGAUAUUCCGGUACAGGAACAAAAUGGAGUUCUCGUUUGGGACGAAGAGAUGGGUGCAAAAAGAGUUGAAGGACAAGGGUGAGGAGGUGGAGGUGAAGCAGGAAACGAAUGAAACUGAUGGAUAUGCGCUUGGACUGCACGCACCAGGGUUCUUCGACAAGGUGCUACAUGUGCAGAAAUGUUUUCUGCAGAGUGAGCCAGCAGAUAAGGUUCUUGCAGUUGUUCAAGAAACCUGGAUGGAUCCUGCCAUAGGCCUCACACCUUAUGAUGUCCAUAAGCAUGUUGGGUUUCUCAAGCAUCUGAUGAUAAGAACUGGAAGAAACAUCAGCACUGGAACUCCAGAAGUAAUGGUCAAUUUUGUGACGUCAUGUUAUAAGCCAGAUGUAUUGAUGCCUCUUGUUGAUAAAAUCACAAAAAUACCUGAAGUGGUUAGUGUCAUAAAUAAUGUGAACUCGUCUGUUGGUAAUUCAUCUGUGGGUGAACAAGAAUAUACUUUGUACGGGAAGCCAAACAUUACAGAAAUGUUGAGAGGACUUGCGUUCCAGAUAUCUGCCAACUCCUUUUUUCAGACUAAUACAAAACAGGCUGAUGUUCUUUACAAGCUUAUUGAAGAUUCUGCUGGGCUUAAAGGAGAUGGCUCUGAAAUUGUUCUUGAUCUGUUUUGUGGAACUGGAACCAUUGGUUUGACCUUUGCCCGAAGGGCAAAGCACAUUUAUGGAUAUGAAGUUGUCCCUGAAGCCAUUGAAGAUGCGCGAAAGAAUGCCAAGUUGAACGGUAUCAACAAUGCAACAUUUGUUCAAGGGGACCUCAAUAAAAUCAAUGAAUCAUUCGGGAAGGAAUUUCCAAAGCCUGACAUAAUCAUCUCAGAUCCUAAUCGCCCUGGGAUGCACAUGAAGUUAAUCAAGUGGCUGUUAGAAGUUAAAGCUCCUCGAAUAGUGUAUGUCUCAUGUAAUCCAGCUACUUGUGCUCGGGAUUUGGACUACCUAUGUCAUGGCGUGGAGGAGAAAGAUUUGAGAGGAUUCUAUGAACUGAAGAGUGUAAUUCCUGUGGAUAUGUUUCCUCAUACUCCUCAUAUUGAGUGUGUAUGCUUAUUGGAGCUGCGUUGAUUUUCAGUUUUGGUCAGGCUAGUAAUCAACCUAGGAAGAGAUGCAAGCCUUGAAAAGUUAGUGGGAAGAGAAGAGAAAAAGGAAGAGAGCAUACCAGCCAAGCCAUCUCGUUUCUCAACCAAAUCAGUGCAGACUCGGCAUCAUCAUCACAUGCACUCAAGAAAAUUUGCCUGUUGUCAAGGUCCUUGAAGACAUUAUAGGCUUUCGCUUUUUCCUCCUUUGUAACUUCCAUUGUACCAAUAAUGGAUAUGCACUUCUUGAUUGAGAAGUCUGCAACUUGACUCACUUCCUUUUCCUCCCUCCCUUUUGCUAGUUGUGUGGCUUCUUCCUUAGCUUGCUUCGUUCUCAUGUCAAUGUAUCUUCCCAUUAUCCCUUCUAGGUUAUCGCCCUUUUUAUGCCUCUUUGUCCUUGUUUC
Messenger RNA from Zea mays, 2244 nucleotides. RefSeq lists its product as uncharacterized. Gene Ontology annotation, biological process: RNA processing. Gene Ontology annotation, molecular function: RNA methyltransferase activity. The coding region runs from base 153 to 1829 and encodes 558 amino acids. Lineage: Eukaryota; Viridiplantae; Streptophyta; Magnoliopsida; Poales; Poaceae. The transcript has 10 exons. The record is from RefSeq and is a predicted model, not a curated record.